GAGCUGCUUAUACCUUUGUUACGUACUUUAUCCCAUUUCAGAUAAAAGUGAAGGCAGUCGUAAAGUAUGAAGUCGUCCAGUUGUCUUUUUGCAGCAAUGCUGUUCAGCGUGGUCGCGAUAUCAGUCACCAAAGCAGAUUGCGGGGAUCCACCAAGUAUUCCGAAUGCUACUAACAACGUUACUGGUACCUCGCCUUACCCACAAGAUACCACUAUACGCUAUGAUUGUGAACUCGGAUAUAAUCCAGUGGGAACCAGUCGCUUUUACACUUGCACCGGAAAAACAUGGACAGACGGAAACUUCCGGUGUGAACAAAUUUAUUGUUCGCAUGUUGAAACACCGGAAAACGGACGAGUAGAGAACACCCCAACAUACGAAGUUGGUACAAUUAUUCAAUUUGCUUGCAACGAAGGCUAUGCGAUGUCCGGGCAAAACAAAAUGUUAUGUCGCAUAGAUGGCGAGUGGUUGCCUUCAACGCCUCCGAUAUGUACCGCAAAGGAUUGUGGGGAAUUCGGGUCAAUACAAGACGCAGAUUUAUUCCAGGAUAACUCUUAUAUUGAAAGAAAUCACUAUGGUAGUGUCGUAGAGGUCACGUGCCUUGAUGGGACGACUCCCAUUGGACCAUCACAGGUUAAAUGUCAAGCUAAUGGUGAAUGGGGAUUGAGACCAACAUGUGAAGACGUGCCGUGUCCACCAUACCCAAAUACAGACUCGCCGUGUAUUUCAGAGUUACAAACUUUUGGUGUUUAUCUCUUUAUUAAUUGUAAAGAAAAUGUAGCUACACAUUUUGGACCAAAUGCUGCGGAGUGUAUAUCAGGUCAGUGGGAUACCACGGAAAUGGGAUGCUUAUGCGAUUGUAUAUUACCAGAGUAUAACUCUAGUAGCUUGACUCUAAAUGGCCUCAACGGUCAUGGUAAUCUUCCACAUGCAACGAUGCUGGAUUGGACUUGUCAUGACACUAGCGACAAAUCGUCUUUAAAGCUCGUCAUGUGUUUGGAUGGAAAAUUUAACAUACAAGAUGAUCAAGAUAAUGAUAUAAUAUAUUCAAAUCCAUCUGAUUUUACUCGCAUUAUUUUGCCUCAGUUAUGUAAUUUACCACCAUUAGUGUCAUUAUCAUCAUUAUCAUCUCAACCAUCAACAACGACAUCAACAACAUCAAACAUCUGGUCAAAACCAGAAACAAAAUCAUCACAAUCAAAAACACUACAUUCUUCCAUGUCGUCACAAGUAACAGUCUCACCACAAUCGAUAAUGCUGUCAUCUACCAUGUCAACACCUGUUACAGCCUCAUCACAAUCAAUAACGCCAUCAUCUACCAUUUCUUCACCUGUAACAGCUUCAUCACAAUCAAUAAUGCCAUUAUCUACCAUUUCAUCACCUGUAACAGCCUCAUCAAAAUCAAUAACGCCAUCAUCUACCAUGUCAACAACCUUAACAGUCUCAUCACAAUCAAUAACGCAAUCAUCUACCAUGUCAACAUCUGUAACGGCCUCGUCACAAUCAAUAACGCCAUCACAAUCAACAAUGCCAUCAUCUACCAUGUCAACACCUGUAACAGUCUCAUCACAAUCAAUAACGCCAUCAUCUACCAUGUCAACACCUGAAACGGCCUCGUCACAAUCAAUAACGCCAUCACAAUCAACAACACCAUCAUCUACCAUGUCAACACCUGUAACAGUCUCAUCACAAUCAAUAACGCCAUCAUCUACCAUGUCAACACAUGUAACGGCCUCGUCACAAUCAAUAACGCCAUCACAAUCAACAAUGCCAUCAUCUACCAUGUCAACACCUGUAACAGUCUCAUCACAAUCAAUAACGCCAUCAUCUACCCUGUCAACAUCUUGA
Messenger RNA from Ruditapes philippinarum (Manila clam), 1845 nucleotides. RefSeq lists its product as uncharacterized. Bases 67 to 1845 code for a protein of 592 amino acids. The record is from RefSeq and is a predicted model, not a curated record. The transcript is spliced from 2 exons. NCBI's taxonomy places the organism in Eukaryota, Metazoa, Mollusca, Bivalvia, Venerida, Veneridae.